Microthlaspi erraticum is the source of this 435-nucleotide messenger RNA. Lineage: Eukaryota; Viridiplantae; Streptophyta; Magnoliopsida; Brassicales; Brassicaceae. The record is from the annotation of a GenBank genome assembly.
AUGAGCCGAGCAUUGUUCAGACACGUCGCCACCGAUGCCGCCCGGCUAAUACGGCGUAACGCGGCGGCGGAAGACCCGGUUGGGAAGACCGGUGUUGCUCAUUCCGAUGUCAGGCGAUUGCAAUCGAAGUCUUAUUUCCGCUCGCGUCAGCUUCUUGGGAGAGCAAAAGAAACAAAACUCUCACCUACGCCUUCUUCUUCGGGUUUCUGUUCAUCUUCUCCUUCUUCCUCGUCUGCGUCGGUGGAUUUCGUCGGAUGGUAUCUUGGUAUGGUGAAAUCACGCCCAGUUCUCACAAAAGGUGUCACUUCCUCGCUGAUUUACAUUGCCGCCGAUUUAUCUUCUCAGCCUCUUGUGAGCAACUCGUUUUCGUAUGUGUGGACAAUCUACAUGACUUACAUGGGAAACCGUAAGAAACCAGACGCGCUUUCGAGCUGA